Molecule: messenger RNA, 1506 nt
Organism: Monosiga brevicollis MX1
Lineage: Eukaryota; Choanoflagellata; Craspedida; Salpingoecidae
Exons: 11
Coding region: 1-1506 (501 amino acids)
Biological process (GO): endoplasmic reticulum unfolded protein response; retrograde protein transport, ER to cytosol
Cellular component (GO): endoplasmic reticulum lumen
Source: RefSeq, a predicted model, not a curated record
AUGUGGUCGCCACGUCAGCGGGGCUGGUGCCACGGCACUGCCGUGGCUCUGGUGGUGCUUGUGGCGAUGGGGCGACCAUGGGCCGGUGCAAGCGGACAUGCUCUGCCGAAUCCUUUUGAUCCAGACGUGGUCACCAUUAUGACGGCCGAUCGCGAGCGUUAUCGCUGCCAGCUGCCACAGCGGAAGGUAGUGGAGAAUGUUGGCGAUAUGUCAUCUUCCGAAAGCCAAGACUUGCUUGUGGGCUCGGAUGCUGCUCAUCCGGCUCAGCUGCUGAGCGUUUUUGGGGAUACUUGCGUGUAUCGACUCGAGCCCUACUGGACCUACGAGUUUUGUUUCGGCAAGCACGUACGGCAAUACCACGAAGAGACGUACACAAGCGGCCAAAAGAAGAAGCUCAAGGUCACAGAAUACUUUCUCGGGCGUGCGCCAACGCAGGCACCGCUGAGUGAGCCUCCCGUCUCUGGAACGAUGCUUGUUGAGGACGACAAGAGCAAGUACUAUAGCGAGGAAUAUGGCCACGGCGAUACCUGCGACCUGACGGGCGAGCCCCGCGUCACUGAGGUCCGCUUUGUGUGCAACCCAGAACAGACACACGUGUUUCUGGAGCUAUCCGAAACAACCACUUGCCGGUACCAAGCUCUGAUUGCGACGUCGCAUCUCUGCGAUCACGCUGACUUUGUUGAGCUCGAGGCACCCGUUUCCCCGAUUCAUUGCGUGCCCGAGCCGGACUCUCCAGAGCAACCUGUGGCGCUGCAACACAUGAUGGCACAAGAGCAAUCGUACCGCGAGGAGGCCAUGCUGCGCGUGAGCCAAGAGCGAGAGGCUGCAAUGCGACAACAUCAACAUCUGCGCCGUGCUGCACUUGCAGCUGCUGCGGCAAGUGCUGAAGAAGAAGAAGAAGAGGAAGAUCAUGGUGAUGGCGAGGAAAGCCGUGAGGCUUCAGGUCGCCGCCCACAGUUGCCAUCCUCCGAGGAGUCGCCAUUCAAGCGUCGCGCCUCCUCGCGCCGCAAGCCGUCGGAGGAGGCAAGCGAAUCAAACCGCCCACCCUCUAGCAAGCCCUACGACCCUAAUUUGAUGAAAAAGCUAGUCCGGGGAAGUAGCUGCUAUCAUGGAGGUGGCAGUGGCUGGUGGCGCUUUGAAUUUUGUCCCUUGCGCCAUGUCCGCCAAUACCACGCUCAUCAGGAUGGGCGCAAAGACUACAUCGUUCUGGGGACGUGGGAUGAGCGGGGUCAUGUGUUGGAAUGGAAUGACCGCCAGCCCACUACCAGCAAACGGCGCAUGUUCACCCACUAUUACAUGGACGGCGACAUCUGCGAGCUCACAAAUAGCCCACGUCGGGUGGAUAUUCGAUUCGUCUGCUCUGCGACAAUGGACAAGGGAUCAGUGGUGCUGGCACUGGAAGAGCGCAAGACUUGUGAGUACUUGCUGACAGUGCGAUCUGAGGCCGUUUGUGAGAUGAUGCCGUUGCUGGAUGAGCACGACAUUCCACGCUUGCCGGCCCAUUGA